GCCAAGCAACAAAGGCUCUUUUUUUUUUUAUUCUGCCCUGUUUCUGUACUUCCCUAUCUCUCAGCAGGAAAAAAAAAUACCUUGAGAUUUAAAAAAUACUAACAUUUAGAAAAUUGAAUUAAUGACUUUAUGCUAGAUUAAUCUUAAUCUCCCAUUAUUGGAAAUAUGGGCUCUUAAUACCUAAAGAAAAAAAUAAUUAUCAAAAGAAUCUAAUUUGCAAUCUUUAAAAAUGAUGAGAAAUUCCAUGGAUAUGGAGGUUAAGAACAAAUCCGGAAAGAUAAGUAUUCCUAAAAGGUUCAGCUUCUCAGGAUCAAGGACUAUCGAGCAUCCAGAUUACCCACACUACUGUGAUCUCUUACAGAAAAUGAACAUGCCCUUUGUGAAAGGAAUCGAAGACAGACAUAACUAUGGCAGAUUUGAAAGGAAAGGCAACCCUGUAUUUUUAAAAUUUCAUCCUUAUCCCCCUUCAGUGCUGCCGGAUUACCAUUUCCACUACCCUUAUCCCCCACCCUAUGGGAAGGAGUAUCCACUGUUUCCACUUCGUGAUGAUGUGCCCUUAGGUGAUCCCUGCUCAGGAUUCCUGAGUCCUGGUGCUGAUGCUAAUUUAAAGCCGGGCGUUGGCAGAACCAUACCAAACCUGGUGAGUUUCAGUGAUGUGAAACCUCAAAACCGAGUUCCGAGGCCAGACAAAGGAUUUCAAACAACAAUCAAAAGGCAAACGAUACUUUCAGAAGAACUGCAACAGAGCAGAAGAUGGAAUUCCAAGGAAGUGCCAGACAUUGCCAUCAGGGCAAAACUUGGCGGUUGGACAAGCCCAGUGAAAGCUGCUCCGUUACCAGUUCACGAACACAAAAGAAGCUUAAUGAGUCGCAUACACACAUUUGAUGAGGAGGCAACAAGUAAAGAUAAUGAUGAACCACCUGCCCAGCUAGACAAGAAAUAUAAUCUAAAGGAUUCAUUUUACAAAUCCUCAACACAGAAAGCUUAUGAAACUGUUCCGUGGGACAAAAUGCUACCACCAAAACUUGACCCAGAGGAAACAACACUGGAAAAGGCUGCUGACCUCAUCUCACAGUGUUUCACACUGAAAAGAUAUGAAAAGGUGCCAGCCAUAACCCAGAUGGUCGGAGGACUCUGGGACAGAUUUCAGACGAGAUUGUUCUCAGCGCCAGUCAAACCAAUCAAUUUUGUGAGCCCAAGCUCUAGGAGUAAAUACAUUCCUCUCUACACCGGCCAUGUGCAGAGUACAAAAGCGGAUGACGUGGACGACCCCUAUGGCAAUAUCGCAUCUGUGGCCAAGCCACGGCUCUCUAAACUGCUCUACACAAACACAAGUCGCGGGGCGAAUAUUCCAGGAUACACCGGCAAGGUUCAUUUCACGGCCACCCACCCAACAAAUUCUAAUAUUCCAUCCACAAGCCCGUCACCAGAUUCGGAGAUGAACCGAAUUUUCCGACAAGAAAUGGUAGUUGACCGCUUCCGUCACCAGGCCCCAUUGUCCAGAAUGGUCACAACUGUGAGGCCCUACAACCCCUUCAACAGGAAGGAAAAAGAAACCGUUGAUUAAUUACAGACACCACGCCCCUGAGAGACCUCUAAGCCCCAGCUGGGGGGAGUGCUUUGUACACAGUGAUGGAGAAGCAAAAGACUGCAGAAUGUUCUAACCGUGUCUG
Molecule: messenger RNA, 1673 nt
Organism: Myodes glareolus (Bank vole)
Lineage: Eukaryota; Metazoa; Chordata; Mammalia; Rodentia; Cricetidae
Gene: Spmip7
Product: sperm microtubule inner protein 7
Biological process (GO): spermatogenesis
Source: RefSeq, a predicted model, not a curated record